Molecule: messenger RNA, 1633 nt
Organism: Oreochromis niloticus (Nile tilapia)
Lineage: Eukaryota; Metazoa; Chordata; Actinopteri; Cichliformes; Cichlidae
Gene: eif3f
Product: eukaryotic translation initiation factor 3, subunit F
Exons: 8
Coding region: 35-856 (273 amino acids)
Biological process (GO): translational initiation
Cellular component (GO): eukaryotic translation initiation factor 3 complex, eIF3m
Molecular function (GO): translation initiation factor activity; translation initiation factor binding; metallopeptidase activity
Source: RefSeq, a predicted model, not a curated record
CAGUGUGAUCAGUAGUCUGCCCUCCUUUUCCAAGAUGUCGGUUUUCGGGCCAGUUGUGAAAAUUCAUCCCGUCGUUCUCGCUUCUAUCUGCGACUCUUACGAGCGAAGAAAUGAGGGAGCGAGUCGUGUGAUUGGAACCCUUUUGGGUACUAUUGACAAGCACUCUAUCGAGGUGACCAACUGCUUCUCUGUCCCUCACAAUGAGUCUGAAGAUGAGGUUGCUGUGGACAUGGAGUUUGCCAAGAACAUGUAUGAGCUUCACAAGAGGGUUUCACCCACAGAGGUCAUCAUCGGAUGGUAUGCCACAGGCUUUGAUAUCACAGAACAUUCAGUGCUCAUCCACGAGUACUACAGCCGUGAGGCCUCUAAUCCCAUUCACCUGACCGUGGACACGGCACUGCAGAGUGGCAAAAUGAACAUCCGCGCCUACGUCAGUGCGCAGAUGGGUGUGCCAGGAAAGACAGUUGGUGUGAUGUUCACCCCACUGACUGUCAAGUAUGUGUACUAUGACACUGAGAGGAUAGGCGUGGACCUGCUACAGCGAACACGUUUGACCCCCAGUCGUACCAAGGGGCUGACCUCUGACCUGUCUCAGGUUGGUGGUGCUGCAGCCAGGGUACAGGACAUGUUGACCACAGUGCUGGCAUACAUUGAGGAUGUGCUGUCUGGCAAGGUGACAGCAGACAACAGCGUGGGCCGCUUCCUGAUGGAUCUGGUAAACAAAGUGCCCACCAUCUCACCUGAGGACUUUGAGAACAUGCUCAAUUCCAACAUCAAUGACCUGUUGAUGGUGACCUACCUGUCCAACCUCACCCAAGCACAGAUUGCUCUCAAUGAGAAGCUGGUGCUGCUCUGAGAGGGUUUCCUUGAAGUCAUUCAUAUUUAAUUUUUGUACUUUUUUUUUUUUUUUUUUUUUUUUGACUGAUAUGAAAAUAAAGAUGUUAAACAGUCACACAGUGUGCAUUCCCUGUGGUAAGAUGGUAAUUAAAUUUAAGGCUGCUUGGUUUGUCACAAGUUGCUAAUGAACAUUAAAGGAAGGAUCAUACUGCUAACACAUGUUCCCUUUCUGCUUAUUAGACACCUCACAUUUACUGCGUCAACCUGCUGCACUGCAGGCUUCAUGAUGCUUGAUCUGUAAUAAUGUAUUUUUAAGGAGGCAACUGACCUUAUAUCUUAUCAUGGACAUAUGUAGAGGGGGGACAUGGGUUGGCUGUUCUACCCAUGACAUUUGAUUGGCCCUCCACCAAUAUAUUUUGACUAGAGUUCAAUCAUGGUGUAAAGGAUGGGCAUAGUUUAAGGGUGUGAGGCCCCUCAAGCCUUAAUUCUUUCUGAAGGUCAGCAGGCAGUGGGAACUUAUGCCUGUAAAAGGACUUUGGUUUAUAUAGAAUUGUAAGGUUAACGGCCUUCCAGUCCUUUUUAACAUCAACAUUUUCCUGAUCAUUUGUGAGCUCAGUCACUAGUUAUAUUUCAUAAAACAUUAAAUUUACUAAGUUCUGGUCAAGAAGUCAGAAAUUAUGAUUUUCCAGGAAAUGCUCAUUGGCUAAUAACAUUUUAUUUACAAGUUGCUAACCAAUGAGCAUGGACUUAAUUUCAGACUGAACCACUGGUUGUUUUGGCGUAUCCAGUUUCAAAA